CAUCACCCCCCUUGUAGGUUGUGGCCACAGCAGACUUGUAUUAGUGGUGGACAUGGAUGUAUUAUAAGAGCCGCUACAUGACAGCUGUAAACAAACUACACCCGGUGGAGAUUCAGCUCACAAGCUCAAAAUGGUGAGCAGCAAAGCAUUUGCCCGCUGUGGGCUGGUUCUGCUGAGUUUGUGGCUGUGUAUCCAGUCAGUGCCUAUCAGUGUGGACAAGUCCAAAGAGAAGCGUGACGCGGAGGAACUGGAGCCGCCACAGAGUGCUGAGACCGGGCUACACUAUGACCGCUACCUCAGAGAGGUCAUUGAGUACCUGGAGAAAGACCCCCACUUUAAAGAAAAGCUUAAAAAUGCCAACAUGGAUGACAUCAAGCAAGGCAAACUUUCCCGAGAGCUGUACUUUGUCCACCACAAUUUUCGGACCAAGCUGGACGAGCUGAAGAGGGAGGAGAUGAACAGGCUGCGGAUGCUUAUCAAAGCCAAACAUGACGUCCAGGGGGAGAAUGGUCGUACAAUGAACCACCAGGCCCUGCUCAAACAGUUUGAGCACCUCAACCACAUGAACCCAGACACGUUUGAGGUGGACGACCUGGACCGCCUCAUCAAAUCGGCGACCAAAGACCUGGAGAACUUUGACAAGGACCGUCACGAUGACUUCAAGAGAUAUGAGAUGAUGAAGGAGCAUGAGAAGAGGGAACAUCUGAAGAACUUGAGUGAGGAUGACCGCAAGAAGGAAGAGCAGCAUUAUGAGGAGAUGAAGAAGAAACACGCUGACCAUCCCAAAGUGAAUCAUCCAGGCAGUGAAGACCAGCUGAAGGAGGUGUGGCAGGAGGGCGACGGUUUGGACCCACAAGACUUUGAACCCAAGACUUUUUUCAAACUCCAUGACAGUAAUGGAGACGGCUUCUUAGAUGAGACUGAGCUUGAAGCUCUCUUCACUAAAGAGCUUGAAAAGGUGUACAACUCUGAAAAUGAAGAAGACGAUAUGGUUCAGAUGGAGGAGGAGAGACUUCGCAUGAGAGAGCACGUUAUGAACGAAGUGGACACCGAUAAAGACAGACUCGUGUCAAUGAGCGAGUUCAUGGCGGCCACUCAGAAGGAGGAGUUUCGCGAAAAAGACGAGUGGGAGACUUUAGAUAAUAACCCCUUAUACACAGAGGAGGAGCUGAGGGAGUAUGAGCAGCAGCUGACCAACGAGAAGAAUGACAUCAACAAGAAGUCGACCGAGCUGCAGACACAGAGGGAGGAGCUCGAAAGGAAACAGGAAGAGCUUAAUGCUCAGAAGUUGGGUCUACAGCAGGCAGUUGAAGAAAUGGAUAGAAUAAAGGCCCAGAGCACAAACGCUGAGGUCAAACGUGAAGGUGACGCAGCACCAGUUAUACCAGGAAACAAUCAGCCACUGCCCCCUGGUCACCAGCAGCAAGAUGUACCAGUGCCAGGACACUCUUAGCAGGUCUCACCACUCUGCAAGCUGCAGGGAUGCCACUGACCGUGUGUGUGAGUGUGAGUGUGUGUGCGUGUUUACUCUGAAAUCAUUUCAAUUUUCUGUUUUCUAUUUAGAAUUUUCAAAACACCACUGGACAAAAACAUGCCGACACAUUAAGAGCAUGUGAGAAAGUCUGAUUUUAGGCCUUAAAUUCUGUCAAUUACGUCAUUAUUCCUCUUGUUGGUGGAUUCGACUUGAAAUGUGAAGCUUGUCCAUUUGUCUGUGUUCACAAUCAACUCUUUUGUUUUUGUCGUAUUGAUGUUUUGUCACAACUAGGACUCUGUUCUCCAUGGGGAGUAUAAGGGAGGAGGCCCUGAUAAGUGAAUGUUUUGUUUAGUUUACACUGUAGUUUAUUGUCUCUGCUACUGUCUCUAAGACAAAAACACACUUUUUUUUUUCAGGUGAAGUGAGCUUAGUAUUUCAGAAAUAAAUUUAUGUUUUAUGUAUGUCACCACAGAGUUCAUGUAGAACUACUGGCAAAUGAAUGACAUGGUCAUGAAGAGUUUUCAUUUUCCAUAUGGAAACAGCACUUCAACCCAUUUUCCUACAAGUUACAUUUUUCUUAAAGACUUAAACUUAAAGCUUUACCUCUUAAUUAUUACAUUGGUAAUAAGGUUUCAUUUCAAACUAAGUGAAAUGUGUUCACAAUCGUGUUUAACAAAAUUUUAAAUGAUCUUGACCUCCAAAAUCUCUUUACUAUUUUAUGAGACUUUAAUAAGACUGCAACAAUUACACACAGAUCAUCAAACAUUGUUUUCUUUUAAGUAUUUUUCGCACUAGCAAUGGAACUCUUACAUGUAUAGAAAGCAGAAAAACUACUUCACUUGUAUUUUCUAUAUUUUCCCCCUUGGACCAGAUGAUUGAAGUACAUAUUUAUUUUACAGAUGAAGUUACAUAUAUUAUAUAUUUAAAUUACUGUGAUUGUGCUGGUUUUAGAGUGAGUAUGUGAGUUCUGAAUUGGUUGUUUACAGUGAGCUUUUGUCAGUGCUUGUGAGUGCAUGUGUACGAAUCUGUGUCAUUUUUCAAAAUGGAAUAAUUUAAGUCUUCUCUACAUCACUGUUAAUGAAACUUAGCUUGGAAGUUUAAUCCAAGAGUCACAUGGUCAAAAACAGAUUUCAAAACAGUCACAUUUUAGGAGAGAUGCAACAGAUAAGAGAUAUAAUCAGGACACAAAGACGGAUCCUUUGAAGUGCAAGUUUAUUUCUGUCUCAAAUCUAUCUGCCUCCCAACAUCUUUAGAGCCCAGUUUACCUCAAGUUUUAUUUAUUUAUUUGAGGUUUUGAAUGUGGACAAUAAAGUGAAUGAGCCUGCA
Messenger RNA from Hippoglossus stenolepis (Pacific halibut), 2800 nucleotides. RefSeq names its product nucleobindin-2. Bases 131 to 1453 code for a protein of 440 amino acids. Gene Ontology annotation, cellular component: endoplasmic reticulum-Golgi intermediate compartment; extracellular exosome. The record is from RefSeq and is a predicted model, not a curated record. NCBI's taxonomy places the organism in Eukaryota, Metazoa, Chordata, Actinopteri, Pleuronectiformes, Pleuronectidae. Gene Ontology annotation, molecular function: calcium ion binding. The transcript has 13 exons.